AUGGCUCACGCAGACCGUGAUACGCUGCCCAAUGUAGUAAAGCCGAGCCAUUAUGCCAUUUUUCUGGCCAACUUGGAGCUCGGUGGCUCUUGGGGCUACAAUGGCACGGUCAAGAUCGACGCCAGCGUAUCAAAGCCCACCAAAGAGAUUGUACUGAAUGUGAAGGAGAUCAGCGUUGUGAAGGCGGAAAUACAAGCUGCUUCGACUUCGAUCAAAGCCGUCGAUAUUUCGUACGAUAAGGUAUCAGAAAGGGCGACAUUGUCUUUCGAGAAGGAAAUCGCUCCUGGAGACGUUUUGCUAAACAUUGAAUUUACGGCAACCAUCAACGAAGCCAUGGCAGGCUUCUCCCGCGCAAAGUACAAGGCUACUGUAACGCCAGCUUCUUCUACCCCCAAGGCCGACGAGUUCCAUUACAUGUUGAGCACCCAAUUCGAGGCCUGUGAUGCCCGGAGAGCUUUCCCGUGCUUUGACGAACCUAAUUUGAAGGCCACGUUCGACUUCGAAAUCGAAAUUCCUAAGGAUUUAGUAGCCCUAGGCAACAUGCCGGUCAAGUCGGAGCGUGAUGGAAGUAAGGAGGGACUAAAAAUUGUGUCUUUUGAACGGACGCCGGUCAUGAGCACUUACCUCUUGGCUUGGGCAGUCGGAGAUUUUGAAUAUGUCGAGGCACAGACAGAGCGCAAGUAUAACGGGGCCAGCAUUCCUGUUCGCGUGUAUACCACAAGGGGCCUCAAAGACCAGGCCUACUAUGCCUUGGGGUGCGCUCACAAGACUAUCGACUAUUUCUCAGAACUCUUCGGAAUCGAUUAUCCUCUUCCAAAGUCUGAUCUUCUCUGCGUUCACAAAUUUGCAAGUGGAGCUAUGGAGAACUGGGGAUUGGUAACAUAUCGUACCACUGCCGUUUUGUUCGAUGAAGGUAAAUCCGAUGCGCGAUACAAAAACAGAAUUGCUUACGUGGUUGCUCAUGAACUGGCACAUCAAUGGUUCGGCAACUUGGUGACAAUGGAUUGGUGGAGUGAGCUCUGGCUCAACGAAGGAUUCGCGACAUGGGUCGGCUGGCUGGCAGUUGACCACUUCUAUCCAGAGUGGAACGUCUGGUCUCAGUUUGUGGCUGAAAGUUUCCGACAAGCUUCUCAACUUGAUUCAUUACGGGCCUCGCAUCCUAUUGAGGUCCCCGUUAAGAAUGCCCUUGAGGUGGACCAGAUUUUCGACCAUAUCAGCUACUUGAAAGGCAGCUCUGUCAUCCGGAUGCUCAGCAGUCAUCUUGGCCAAGAUACCUUUAUUAAGGGUGUAUCAGAUUACCUGAAAGCCCAUGCCUAUGGCAACGCCACGACCAACGAUCUUUGGUCUGCGCUUAGUAAGGCAUCUGGUCAGGAUGUCAAUUCUUUCAUGGAUCCGUGGAUUCGCAAGAUUGGAUACCCCGUAGUUACCGUAGCUGAAGAACCCAGUCAGAUUUCUGUGCGCCAAACCAGAUUCCUUUCGUCUGGAGAUGUUAAACCAGAAGAGGACGAGACGAUUUGGUGGAUUCCACUCGGCAUCAAGACUGGUUCCGAGUCAGCCGACAUCAAGCUGCAAGCACUCACCUCCAAGUCAGACACUAUUCGAGACAUCAACGAAACAUUUUAUAAACUAAACAGGGACCAAACUGGCUUCUAUCGAACGAACUACCCAUCAGAGCGUCUUGCAAAACUUGGACAGAACCUGCACUUGCUUAGCACUGAGGACAAGAUCGGUCUUGUUGGAGAUGCUGCCGCUCUUGCUGUUUCAGGUGAAGGAACCACGCCUGCAUUGCUUGCUCUGAUUGAAGGAUUUGCUCAAGAAACCAACUACCUGGUGUGGUCUCAAAUUUCGACAUCGCUUGCCAAUCUACAAACCGUAUUCGCGGGAAAUGAGACUGUAGCGACAGCCUUGAAAAGCUUCAAGCUGAAACUAGUCACACCCGCUGUGGAAACAAUCGGAUGGGAAUUCCCUCCUGGGGAAGACUACCUGACGGGACAACUUCGCAAACUGCUCAUUGCGAUGGCAGGAAAUGCAGGUCAUGAAGGAAUUAUUGCCGAAGCAAAACGCCGCUUCCAACUUUGGGCUUCUGGUCAAGACCCAAGUGCUAUCCAUUCAAAUCUGCGAUCCACCAUUUUCGGCCUCAAUAUCUCAGAAGGUGACCGGGUGGAGUUUGACCGGGUGAAGGAGGAAUAUCUGAAGACCGAUUCUGUGGAUGGCAAGGAGAUUUGCCUCAGCUCUUUGGGCCGAACGAAGAAUCCCGAGCUGGUACAAGAGUAUCUGGACCUUGUCUUCUCGGACCAUGUUGCUGUGCAGGAUGUGCACACCGGAGCGGCAUCCUUGGCCGCCAAUUCCAAAGCCCGGCAUCUGCUUUGGCAAUACAUGAAAUCUAACUGGGCCGCAGUCUCGACACGGCUAUCGUCCAACAACGUGGUGUUCGAGCGCUUCGUGCGACUUGGAUUGGCCAAGUUCUCCGACAUUGGCGUCGCCGAGGACAUCAAGAGCUUUUUCCAAGACAAGGACACGGGCGCCUAUGACCGAGCUUUGGUGAUUGUUGCCGACAGCAUUCGCACCAAUGCUCGUUACAAGGACAGAGAAGAACAGCUGUUGUUGGAAUGGCUCCAGGCACAUGGCUACUAA
Messenger RNA from Talaromyces atroroseus, 2634 nucleotides. RefSeq lists its product as hypothetical. Gene Ontology annotation, cellular component: cytoplasm. Gene Ontology annotation, molecular function: zinc ion binding; peptide binding; metalloaminopeptidase activity. Gene Ontology annotation, biological process: proteolysis; peptide catabolic process. The record is from RefSeq and is a predicted model, not a curated record. The coding region runs from base 1 to 2634 and encodes 877 amino acids. NCBI's taxonomy places the organism in Eukaryota, Fungi, Ascomycota, Eurotiomycetes, Eurotiales, Trichocomaceae. The transcript has 12 exons.